AAUCUACUCAAUUAUCGGUAAUCCACCGGACGGAAGACAGCAAUUAACCCAUCACAGAUGGUGUUUAAGUGAAGCGAUGAAAAAUCAAUUCCCACACACGUGCUGCAUACAGACUGCUGAUUAAAAAGCCCUCUCCUUUCCCUCACCCUCUUGUCCCCCUUUUCCACCCAUUCGCUCUUUCUCUCUUGCACACUCACACACAAGUGGCCGUACGGAUGGAGGGCACUCUCUACUUACGAAAACCUAUCAAUCAUCUACUUCCCCCGUGGUCCCAGUGGAUGCAAGCGGUGUAAGUGAAACGUGAAACGUCCCACUGGGGGGAACAAAAUCCAAUCCACCAGGUCAACCCAGUGUGCCCAGUAUUGGUGAAGGGGACUGAGCCGUUUCUGUGAAAACCAUGCUAGACAUUCCCAACGGGACCACUUCCACCACCGCAACCCACUAUCCCGGUGUGAUGAGUUUCCUUAACGCCGCCGGUGCAACCUUUCUCGAUGGCCUCAGCGGCACAGCGGUCAGCAGUGGUGGAGCGUUGCUACCCGCGGGAAAUUCUUCACCUACCCUCGGCGGAAGCGUGUCGCCACUGGUCAACUACUCGUCGGUGGUUAGUUCCUCGCCGUCACCGGCCACCAUGCUGUCGAGCGGUUCGGCGAACGGUUCGAUGGCACCGCUGCUUACGACGGCCCUGCUGAACGUGAACGGUACGGGGCUGGAGUACGGCGAUACGGGCAGCAAUCUGAGCCACUCGUUUACCAACUUCGUGCACAAGGAGUUUAUCUUCGACCGGACGGAUGUGCGUGUAAUAUUCAUCACGCUCUACUCGCUGGUGUUUUGCUGCUGUUUCUUCGGAAACCUGCUCGUAAUUCUCGUGGUGACACUCUCCAGAAGGUUGCGCUCGAUAACCAACUUCUUCCUCGCGAACCUGGCCGUUGCUGACCUGUGCGUGGGGGUGUUUUGCGUGAUGCAGAACCUCACCAUCUACCUGAUCGAAAGCUGGGUGUUUGGAGACUUCCUGUGCAAGAUGUACCAGUUUGUGCAUUCGCUCAGCUACACCGCCUCGAUAUUCAUCCUGGUCGUCAUCUGCAUGGAGCGCUACUUCGCCAUCAUCCAUCCGAUCACGUGCAAGCAGAUCCUCACCUCGCGCCGCCUAAGGCUCGUGAUCGUUGCCGUUUGGAUAACGUCCGCCGUCUACUCCAUCCCGAAGUUUAUCUUCGUGCGCACCAUCACGAACAACCUCGGCGACGACCAGCUGGAAACGAUCUGCAUCGUCAACCGGAAAAUGUUCAAUUCCGAGCUGUUCGACAUUAUCAACUUUGCCCUGCUGUACCUGCUUCCGCUGCUGGUUAUGACGGUCCUGUACAGCCGAAUAGCGAUAGCGCUGUGGAAAAGCUCACGGGGGCUGGAGCGGCACAUCGCGCUGCAAAAUACGACCUCGUCAAGCUACUCGAGCAAUUUCCACCGGAAGCCGAGCAGCAAGUAUGACAAGCGAACCACAGGUGUCACCGAAAGCCAGGUGUCAGUGGAGUCGGACAAGGUGGUAGUAACAACGUGGCCGGCACAGAACAGCUUCCACCAACGGCACGGCACCCAGCUAACGCAGGUGUCCCACUCGUCCAACAACGUGCUACGGGCGCGCCGUGGCGUUAUUCGCAUGCUGAUGGUGGUGGUGCUAACGUUUGCCCUCUGCAACCUACCGUUUCAUGCCCGAAAGAUGUGGCAAUAUUGGUCCACCGACUACAAGGGUGAUUCCAACUUCAACGCACUCUUCACACCGCUCACCUUCCUGGUGACGUACUUCAACUCCGGCGUCAACCCGCUGCUGUACGCCUUCCUGAGCCGCAACUUUCGCAAAGGCAUGCGCGAGCUGUUGCUGUGUUCCUUCAAGAAGAACAAAAACAAAUCGCUCAACCAGCGUAUCCCGCUGCACCGACCACGAUCCGUCCUAGUGCUGCUGCGACAUGCCAUGCUAUGCUGGGGCACGGACAAACCGACCGUCUCCCUGGCGACGCAUUGCCCUUCGCCGACUACCCGCUCGCUCGAUGGCGUCGACGAGCGGAUGCUGUGAUGGGAGCACCGGUCAAAGAUGAGACGAGUCGGCGAAACUGAAUGUGUCAGGCCAAAGCCAGGACGCGGUUGGAGUAGGAAUCGGCUCUGUCUCGGUUCGGUUGGUUCGUUGUCUUGCUCGCAUAGAGGCAUCACGCUCGAAAGUUGCUCGAACCGCUUGGUUAGGGUGUCUGAUGCCGUGCUAAACCCAUGAAAGAGACCGAGCUAAAAACAGAACGGAACCAUUCCUUACCGACCGAUUCGACCCAUGUAGGAUUUCCCCAAUGAUGCCACGACCUGAUCGACCGCGGGUGCUGCAGUCGGUGCGUCGGCAGCGGCCGGGACACGGGUAGGGCCAGCCGCCUCCGCCGCCGCCGAGAGCACCGCUAACGCACCCGGCACCACUGGCACCCGGUCGCGGGUGCACCGUUUCCGUCAGCAUCCACUCUUCCGGCGCAACGAGCUGCUGUUUCGCCGCACCAACGAGCUGGUAAGCAACUGCGACGAGGACGACGACGAGGACGAUGAGGACGAUCUGAACGAACCGGCCACGACGCUGUCCACCGCAACGAUGGCUCCACCGCUGACGGUAAGCGUCAUCGAGCUGGGCAGUGGACGGUAAAGGGGUUUGUCAUCAUCGCGACGUCCACGACUGUGUUACAAACAGUAUUCUAUUUUAUUUCCCAUCGACAUCGAAAGCGAAGCGUUGCUCAAGCGUGGCGCACAACGAAAGCUUAACAAUUAAAGAGAUCCCAGAGUCAGAUGAGUGUCAAUCACUAGAGCAAGCGAUUGAGUGCAAGGCAGAAGGCAAGCAGGCCAGGUUCAAUUUCACACCACAACGAAACGUAUGCCAAUUUGUAUAGCGUACCCGCGUCCAAAAGUUGUUUUUCCUCCCCAAUCCUAUUGGUUUGUGUGUGAGCGUGAUUGGUUCCGAAUGGAAACUUUUGGCCCAAUUACGCCCAUGAUGACUGCUACUACAUUUUGCUUAUUUCCAUCCUUAUUUGCACUCUCUUCUUGCUACUCGCGUCGUGGAAAGGGAGUGCCUGUGUGCUAGUGUGAGACAACAAAUGAUGCCAAAAUUGCAGACGAAAGAAAUGGGGCAAAGAGAGCAUUAAGUAGCUGCCCCCGAAUACUGGAAGCUGUUAGCACUGACAAUAGCAAGUUUCGCUUAAUAGCAAUGAUGUACUACCGUUUCCUCCGGCUGCUAGCGAGAUUUGCCGCCGAAUGCUGAAAGUUUAUUUUCCCCCACCAUUUUUACCAAAGAACGUGUAGGGUUGAGCGAGUCACCAUUUCAAUACUAUCACAGUAGAUCUUCCUAGCAGAGCAGCAUAGUGGUAAACAUAGCUCCGCGGCGGCAGAAUGAAAUGCAGACAGAAACCAAUUAGGAAUCACGUACGGAACGGAACAUAUUUUUGUAAAGAAAGCAGAGCAAUGUGUUGAGAACAGACUAUUUGGUUCGCUUUUUUUUUAGAUCAGUGAACUAUUUUCUGCUGGGGUUUGAAUAUUUGACUUGUAAAACUCUUUGUACGCGACUACAGUAGCGACUGUGGAAUUGAAUGUUUGUGGAGCUGCUUAGUUAGGACGAGGAAUUAAAAUUUAAAAGCAAAUAUUGUGAGCCUAAAUUUGGGAGCUAUGUUUGAGUACAACUUGUAGCUUGUUUUUGGAUAAUUUUUACAAUUAAGUUUAAGGUAAUGCCACAUAAGAAAUCAAGCAUAUAAAAUAUAAAAGAUGAUAAUGUUUUUUUUUAAUUUUCUAAAAGUCUUUAUUUUCGCUAAAGUUGUGAAAAUAAGUUUCGCCAUUUUAUGUUUGUUCAUGGAACCAAUCAUAAAAAAAACUAUAAUUACAAACAUUUAUUUGUUUUAACUUUAUGGCACGUUGCCAUUAGUCUGAUCUGAAUUAAUCGAACUUCUUUUUACCAACAUUUUGUCAUUUUUAAUUAAACUGUGCUGAAAACUUCACACGUUUUAGUACAAUCUUUUUAAUUACAGACAAUAAAGAAAGCGGAUAUGAUAACUAUUUAUAUCCAUGAUUUUCAAAUAACUUCCUCAUGGUUAAGCCUCCUUUUGUUAAUGUUUGAUUUAGCAAACAUUUAAGUAAUCACAGAAACUAAAUGUGCUACGCUCUACGUAUAUUUCAUUUGCCCUCAAAUUAUUUCAAAUAACGAUACUGUGAUAAAGUACUGAACAAACGAUGGACGAAAGUGGCGCGGGAAUGGAACGAUGCUCUGGUAUAAAUGUAUGAGAGAACCACUUGGCGACGCUGGUGAAACGGUUAAGCGAUGAAUCAAUUACAGUUCGUUUUCGUAUCGAAUCGAUUCCGAUUUUGCGAGAGAGAGAGAGACAUGCAAACAGCGUGCACUGUAAACUGUAGAAAUACUGUAAAUCAAAGCAUAUUUUAAUCCAGUAUCAUCCGCAUACGCAUUAGGACGUACUUAAACUCGUACCGAGCACGUGGGGAACAAACGCCCAGCCACGGUACUAGAGAGCAGACGGAUGGGAGUUUGCCAAACAGGUCGAAUUGUUGAACAAUGAACUCUUCUAACGGUAAUGUUGUCGCUGAAGAUAAAGGUUAUAUUUAAUAAAAAGAAGUAUAUUUUUUCACACAUUAACCAUUACACCAGAGUUUGCUAAUGCGUUAGAUGAGAUAAGUACAUGAACGGGGAGAAAAGUGGGGAAAAGCAUCGAUUGUUUAACAAAAUGUUCCGAGUCCUUAAGGAAAGAGACGAGAAAGAGUGUGGCGGGGACGAGAGAUUUUAUGAGAGAUAGAAAAAUUCGAAUUUUAAUUGUAGUUUCUACGAUUGGAGGUGAGGCGCGAGUGAGGCUCAAUGCAAAAUCAAAACCAGAAAGAAUUUAUUGUAUGCCCCAGGAAUAAGAAUAAUAAAAUUAUAGUGCUAAAGUAUAUGUA
Messenger RNA from Anopheles arabiensis, 4944 nucleotides. Its product is annotated as trissin receptor. The coding region runs from base 398 to 2062 and encodes 554 amino acids. Gene Ontology annotation, molecular function: neuropeptide Y receptor activity. Lineage: Eukaryota; Metazoa; Arthropoda; Insecta; Diptera; Culicidae. The record is from RefSeq and is a predicted model, not a curated record. Gene Ontology annotation, cellular component: plasma membrane. Gene Ontology annotation, biological process: G protein-coupled receptor signaling pathway. The transcript has 9 exons.